GAGAAAAAGGAAAAAAAAAUUCUUUAAAUAAAUAAAUAAAAAUGUGUGAGUGAGUGUUUGUGUGCUUGUGUGUAUGCAUGGAUGGAAGAAUUUUCACAUCAAAAAUGAUCACUUAUUUCCCAAGAUUCUCAGAUGACCACUUCUCUUCCCUCCAAAAUGAUGACUGAGAAUUCAUUGUGUCUUUUGUGAAGAAACAUAUCUUCUUUUUUGUGUCCUUUGGAACUAGAUUUUAUAAUUGGUCAAUGUUUUGGUCUCUGGGUUCUUCAGAGUAGGUACUGUGGAAUACAACUGAAAUUUAUCUCAUCUUAAUUUGUCCCAAAUCAUCCUUAAACAUCAACAUAAUGGAGCUACCCUUGAACUUUCUUAUUCUUCAGGUGAUAAGCAGGCCAUCCCAGGUUAGUGAUUAUCAACCUGGGAAAUAUUAGAGCUGUUUCCCCUCUCUCUUUCUCUUCAAGAGCAUUCGAUGGGUAGACUUUUCCAGGAAGUCAGCAACUCCACGGGAAGCUUCCAAAGACACACAUAACAGCCUCAGUGACAUCACUUAAUCAAUACACAUUGAGAUCUUAACUAAAUUUUAUUAAUUGCUCCGAAUCAGUAUGACUCACACAAGGGAAAAUUAGAAAAGAUGUAGCUCAGAAUGUGUGAUACGAAUGACCCUGACACUCAGUCAGUUAUCUUUGUUGGCAUCUUACCAUUCUCUUCUAAUACCUCCUUCCUCCCUUGCCUUUCAUUUCCUCCCUUCUCUCCCUGAGAGUCAGGCUGGCAGAGUUGGCUUGCUAGUCAGACCUGCCUUCAGACCCCAGCUGUGCUGCUUAUAGGUAGGGUAACCACAGAUACAGUAACUCUCAGAGUCCUGCUUUCCAUGUCUCUACAGUGAGAGAAAAUGAUUCAUCCCUUAUGGGACUGGUGUGAAGACUAAAUGAGAGGAUGUGUGUAAAGUGCACACACAGUGGCUCAGUAAAUGGCCAUUCCUUCUGCUUCCUUUCUCUGCUCUCCCAAUUUCCUCACUUGUUGCCAUUCUACCCCAUUUCUGAGGCUUUUGCUUUAUUUUCCACUCUCUUUUCUCUCUGUUCCACACCUGGAGUGACACCAGGAAGUAUUGCCUGGUUUCUGUGAUGGCGCUCAAGUUAAUAAGCCUUUGAGCCUUGCUGCAGAGAAAACUAGAUUCAGAGGGAGGUAGACCUAGAUCUCGAUGAUAGUGAUAGAGAUGAGUAGAGAUGGACAUAGAGAGAAGUGAUUGUCCAUCCUGCCGUGCUGGGUGGCAGUUUUCUUCCUAGUUUAGAGAGAAAAAUCUUCUCUUGUUAUCCUGUAGACUGACUGACUGAUGUAUUCAUCCUGGGGGAUAUGAUACAAACACAGUUAGCCUUGGCAGAGCAAUGCUAGUCAGGGGAUUGUCACAAAAGUGGUCUGCAUGACACCUGACAUGAGGGAGUCCUUCCCUGAAGGCCUUUUAAACCUGAGAAGUCCACUUAACCCAAGAGAGAAGGCAGCAGAGAGCUAAGCAACAAGUCUGUUGCCAACAUCAGUCCUCACUAAUCACCAGGGAAAUGCAAGUCAAAACCACAAUAAGACCUCACCUCAUACCUCUCUGAAUGGCUAUUAUCAAAAAGCAAGAGAUAAUACGUGCUGGCGUGGAUGUGGAGAAAAGGGAACACUUGUGCUCUGUUGGCUGGAAGGUAAACUGCUGCAGCCACUAUGGAAAACAGUAUGGAGGUUCCUCAAAAAAUUAAAAACAGAAAUACCAUUAAUCCAGCAGUGUCACAUCUGGGAAUAUAUCUGUGGAUAUCUGAGCCCCCAUGCUAACUGAAGCAUUAUUUACAAGAGCCACCUCAUGGAAAUAACCUAAGUGUCCAUUGAUGGAUGAAUGGAUAAAGAAAAUGUGUAUAUUCAAUGCAAUGGAAUAUUAUCCAGCUAUGAAUAAAAUGAAAUCCUGUCAUUUGUGACAACCUGGAGGAGGGUUAAAGGCAUUAUGCUAGGGGAAAUAAGUCAGACAGAGUAAGACAAAUACUGCAUGAUCUCACUUAUUUGUGGAAUCUAAAAAAAAAACUAACUCAUAGAUUCAGAAUAGAUUGGUGGUUGCCAGGAUUGAGGGUGGGGUGGGAGGUUGGGGAAUGGGUGAACUUGGUCAAAGGGUACAAGAUAUAAAGUAACAACUAGUUGCCCCAGUCCAUACAAAGUAGUUAAUUCAUCUUAUCAGUGUCAAUCAACAAGCAAGUAAUUUCUCCAAGCCCAGUCCAUUUUAAAUCCCGACAAACUUGCUCUUCCCUUGUAGUACCCUGAAGGUAUUCCAGGUCCUUAUCACUCAUUAAGUGGGAGAGGCAAAAUUAUUGUCUUUAUUUUUUGGACCAGAAAAUGAAGCUCAGAGAAGCGACUUGCCCAAGGUUCCUCAGCUAGAGUGGAACAAAGCUAACUUACAAUUCAGCUUCUGAUUCCUAGUGCAAGAUUGUCUGGUACUCUACCAUAACACCAAAGUAUUUGCCAAUAUUCUAAAUUCCUAUUUAAAUUUGAUUUAAUUCCUAAGUCUGAGGAACUUUGUUUUCAUGUAUCAGAAGAUAUCUCUGCAGUUGGUCAGAAUUAGGAUUGAACUCUCCUAUCACAUAUACACCAUCAAGAAUACUUACCACCUCAGAAACCUGAGCUUAGUUUCAUCCUUCACUUGACUUUCUGAGUCUCUAACGCUGGGGCCUGAGAGAUUCUCUUGGGUGUCCAGAGGCACUCAGGUUUCACCAAUGUCAAUGGGAUGGAAACAACCCCCACGGGAUUGGGAGGUGUUCAGCCUAGAAAACCAAAUGGCCAAGUGUCUAUUUCUGCCUACUUUAUUUUAUGCAGUGUCAGCUUGCUGUAUUGGACUACACACACUCCCUGCAAUUAAGAAAUCCCAUACAUCCACCCUAAAGCGCCCUAUUAAAUGUUGCCCUCACCACUGCUACUUGUUAACACUAUGUCCACGACUGAGGAUAAUGCAUCACCAGCCUUUCCUCAAUUAGACCAUGAAAAACUUAGUCUUUAUUACACUAAUAUUCCUUCAAUAUCUUCUAGAAUAGUGUUUCUAAUUCUCAGUACAGAUUCACACACGAUAAUGACAAAAGUUUCAUGAAGUAUACCUUCCAUCACUCUGUGUGAUACCCUCUGAGAUGUCCUCUUCUCCCUUUUAAUGAGGGUUAUCAUGCCCUGAGUAACUUCAUAACCCACUAAGGGGUCCUAACCGACAGCUGUAAAAUACUGUUCCAGAAAAGCAAUGUAUACUCCCAUUGCAUUUAUCCAGUAAUUCGACAAAUGCCUGUCAAGCAUCCUCAGUGUUCCACGUGCUGGUGCUGUAGGGUUCACACACAUCCAUUUUCCAGGAAGUUGUAGUCAGUAAAGUCUCCAUAACAAAACGCAAUCAGAGAAGACAGUAGGAAGAAAGUGCAGAAGAUGCCUCCGCCUGAGCAGAUGCAAGAAGGCGUCAUAGAAAGCAAGAACUGAGCUGUGCCCUGAAACCUGAAGGGAGCUAAGACCUGGACAUGUGGGCAUGACUGUGGGAAGGAGGGGACCGGAGGCCUUAACCAAGGGCAGGGGUGGUCUGAGCUAGGGCCAGGGUCCUGUGAGGUCCUGCAGAUUGAGAAUCUUCUAUAUGGGAUGAGAAGUGCUUGUUUUAUAAAUGCUGUCCAGUGGCCUGGAAGUGGCAAUGGUUAAAUGUGCAAGUAAACUCCUUCCAUCCAGCCUCUAGCAGGAGAAGGAGAGGCUUCUGUUAGAUGUGUCAUUGAGCAAAGAGGCACCUGCAGGGAAGCCAGGUCUCAGAGCAGGUGUGGAGGGGACGAGGAGCAUCCCAAGAGAAAUAGAGGACAAUCGUUGUGGGUACAGCCCUGUGGCCUCUCCAUACUCACUUACUGGUGGACACCUUUCUUCCCGGAAGAAAUGAUCAGACGCAAACAUUGCUCCCACACUACCUGUACAAAUUGGCGACCCAGAUGGGACCUCUGUCCCCCUGUUCUUGCAAACAUCCGUUUUCCAACAGAUGGAGAACAUGUUCACGAUCCUGGAGGUUGAGCCUCAGUGGGAGGGACUCUCCUCUUUGUGUUGGUGCUGCCAGCCUGCCAUUGCUUCCCCAUCAGGAGACCCAGCAGCCACUCUGAGCAUUUUGCUCCGAGAAUCUCUUGAUGGAGGUCAGUGGCACCAACCCCACAGCACAACUAUAAGCAUUAUUUCUUUAAGUUGUCUCACAAAGUCAGCUGCCUCAACCUUGGGUUAAAAGCAGCCUCAGCCUUGGGUUCGAGUCCCAAGGUUUGUGUGUUGGAGCCUGGCUUCUGGGUUCAGGUCCUUGUCUGGAGGUGGCCUGGCUCAGGAAAGUGGAGUCCCAAAGUGGUUGGAAGGAUUGUGCAACUUGGCCACCCCGGAAGAACCGAUGCUCAGCUCUGGCCAACAGGAGCCAUCCCUGCUAACUAGUCACUGGGCAGUGAGGGCUUGAAGCCCAUUUGAGUUUGUCACUGCUGGGACUUGAAGCCCCUUUGAGGGCCCUUUGGUGUUUUGUAUUUUGUGAGUGACAGAAGGAGUUGGUCUCUAGACUCACUGAGUCUUAUCUUGUAACUGGAACAAGGCGGAGUUAGGUCCUUACAGUCUGAAUGUUAACCUUUGAGCUGUGUGGAACAAAGUAGCUGGCCACACCCAGCAGAGGAUCCUCAUAACCCUCUGUUUCCUCAACAGACAGGCUUCCAGGCCUCUGGGAUCUCUCUGUCUCAGUUUCCUUACCAGCCGUCCUUGGGGAAGCUCGAUGCCCCUGUUCUUUCCCCCUCACUUCCUGCUGGAGAGGUUCUGUCGGCCUCUCCUCUCCCAGGUUGGACCUUCCUGGGGUCCUUAGUCUCCUUAACCGUCCUCCUCGAGAGGGCAGCUUGGCUUUUGCUGGUGGAGGAAACAAGGCUCGGAACUUGAGAAGACGUCUGUGGUGAGUCACGGAACUCGUGCAUGACAGGGGCCAAGGUACUUGCCCUCCUAGCACUUGGUCCGGUUUUUCUUUUACUGGAUAUUGGAUCUGUCAGGGUUUUUUUGUUGUUUUUUGCUUUGCACUAACCUUUUCCAACAGGACCUGCUAAAAAUGAUGAGCUUUAUUUAAAAUGAUUACAUUUCUUUUGCCUAAUUAUAUUUUAAAUUAGACUGUGGGGAUUGUGAGCACAUAUAAAUCCACCCAUCAGGCAAUGCUAAUUAACCAUGGUAAGAGAGACCUCACCUUAUAUUGGCCAAAAUGGGGCAAGCUCAUUUGACUGAAGCUGGUGUAUUUGCAUAUGUAAUUAGAAACAAAGCGGGCCAUGAAAAAUUAAACAACCAAUGGGAAGUCUAUUUAAAUUGUUUUUUUUUGGUGAGGGAGAUUGUCCCUGAGCUAAUAUCUGUGCCAGUCUUCCUCUAUUUCAUAUGCAGGAUGCCACCACAGCAUGGCUUAAUAAGCAGUGUGUAGGUCCACACAGGGGAUCUACACUCUCAAACCCCUGGCCACUAAAGGGGAGCAUGUGACCUUAACCACUAUGCCACCAGGCUGGCCGUGCCUAUUUUGAUUUUUGAGGCUUCUAAACAAGAAAAAAAAUCCCAUGCUGCCUCUUUAAGCAAAAGUAAAUAAACAAAUGUGCUGGGGAAAGAAGACCCAAUCUGCUGCUCCUCCCUCCUCUCUUGCUGGGCCCCCCAACUUCAACUUCCGCAAAAUUCCAUAUCUGAAACUAAGCAGUGAAAAUAGGUAAACUUUUAAAAUAUUUUAAAAUUGUAAUGGCUAUUUUGGGAAAAUUUUGUUCCAGAAAAUUCCACCUUAAAAGCGAGGAUUCCAAACCUCUUACAAUGGCAUGCAUUCUUUGAUUAAUACACAGAAGCAGCUAAAAGAGAAAAUGACCUUAAAACCAGCUGUAAAAAAGGAUCCUUAGAGCAAAAAGAAAAAAAUCUUUAAGACAAAUCUUUAGCCAUCUGAAGAGGUCACAAUUUGGAUCCAGCAUUUUUUAUAUUUUGUUCCUGAGACAUGGCUGAAAUUUUUAAAGUUCUGUUUCUGAUUGUCCAAAUGUCUCUGUCUGUGUGUCUGGAUUGUGUCAUUUCUAAAGGAGGUGUAUUUAAUUGACUUAAAAUAAGCACUUACGUAAAUUAUUUCUAAAUGUGAUAAAAACUAGCCCAGAUGUCUUUCCAGUUAACAUGAUCUAAAAUGAUCUUUGGUAAAUAAAAACUUGUUUAAGUCUAUUGGUUUCAUUAAAAGAGACAUGUCCACAAGUUAUCAACAUAGGAUGUCAUAUAAACAUACAUCCUUUAUGAGUCAAAGAAACUCAUGUUGUCUCUCUUACAGAAUUUGUCAACAAAACUAAUAACUUAAAAUAAUAGCUAAUUUUGUCUAAUUCAUAAGGUUUUUAUAGGCAAUCUAAAUAUUCAUUGGAAACAGGUAAAAUAAAUAGAUGUAAAAUGGUAAAAGCUUUGGGGAGAACUUUUAACAAUAAUGGUGAUUUAAUAUACGUACAUACAACAACUUAAAAUGAUGGCGAACUGCUCUGGUGUCACAUAGAGACUUUGUGAGUAAUCUGGACAUGAUUGUUAAAAACAAAUGGCUUAAAUGUAAGUGAGGUAAGAGUUUAUGGAUAGAAUUUUAAUAAUAAUUAUAUUUUAUAACAUAUGUAUUUAGAAUAGUUCCAAAAUCUUUUUUGUAAGUUAAAACUUUGAAGUUUUACUCGAUUAAAUUAAAUGAUAAAAAAUUCAUUAAAUAGCAAGAUAAUUUCUAAAAGAGAUAAAAUGUCAGAUAAAGGUUAAUCUACUUUUGCCUUCUUAUUACAAAACAACUAAAAGAUCUUCAGGUCUAUUAGUAAACACGUCUUAUGUUAUAAAAGAUUAUACUAUGAAGUAUCAUGUUCCUAAAUCUUAUAAAAAGUAUUUAUAAAUAUGCCGACCUACAGAAUACUAAUGUAAAAGAUAGUAUAUAAUUACUUACUUCUUAGUUUUUGCAAACACAGUCAAAGUCCAUAAUUGCUAAAAGUUCUAUUAAUACAUAUGAUUAAAUUUGGGCCCAGCUUUGUGGCUGAGUUGUUAGAGUUCCACAAACUCCACUUUGCUGGUGCAGGUUCAUGGGUUCAGAUCCCAGGGGCAGACCUAUUUUGCUCACCAGCCACACUGUGGAGGUGUCCCUCAUAUGAGAAUAUAGAGAAACAUUGGCACAGAUGUUAGCUCAGGGCAAAUCUUCCUUGGCCAAAAAAAGAAAAAGCUACUAAAAGUUACUAAGGAAACUUCUUUGUAUUCAAGGAAAGUAAAAUGUAUGUUUUCAGUAAAGAAGACAUAAAGACUAGAGAUAUUUUUAUUUGUUUUGUUAAAAAAGAUAAAUUUGUUCUACAGUACUGGAAAAAAAACGAAGGGAGACAUAAAACAAAUUCUAAAUCUAAGAAGCAAGUGACAGAAAAUUUGUGAAAGUAAAAACUAGGAUAAAAGAGUUUUAUACAUAGUUAAGACGACUAAGAUUAAAAUAAAUUUGAUUAAAUAAACGAGUUUCUAUAUCAAAAGUAAGUUAAAACAAUUAAACAUUUGGCUUUCUCUCUCUUAAAAGGAUAAUCUUCUGAAAGUUUUGGUCUACUCUUGACAAAGAGAUUAUGAAAGGUUUUUUUUUUUGUUUAUCUUUGAGUGAGUCUACUCACAAGACAGAAAAUCUAUGUUUCGUUAAAAUAAUUUCCUACGCUUAAGGAGGCUGAAUUCCCUAUUUUAGAGUCUUCUUUUUAGACUGUUCCACUCUGUCUGUGACAAUUUCUGUUAUCACCCUGAUUAAAUGGAUAACUAAACAUUAUUUCCAAUGUGACCAAGUGUUUUAAAACCUCUUGAUGUUUUUUUGGCUAAUUUCCCCAAGGUUCAAAUCCUAAGUAAAGUCUUUUUGGGGGUUUCAGUGGGACUCUGAGACUUCUCAAAGAAUUUGUUCUUUCUAUAAAGUGGGAGAUUUUAGACUAGUUAGGCUUAUUGCGUGUAUUAAAUUACUUGCAAAAUUAUCAAAUAAAUAAUAAUAAACCUUUAUAGGUUAUAUUAUGUGGGUAAAUGUCACUGAUAUAAGUAGUUCUUGAUACCUGUUCACUUCUCAAAGUGCUCCAGAUUUAUCUGUAGGAAACUCCAAAAACUGACAAUAGGGCCUGAUACCAGUUCUGUGCAGUUAGUGGAGGUGGCCCUCAGGGUGCCCAACACCAGAAAUAUGAUAGAAGAAAUGAAAGAUGACCAAGAGAUGCAGAGGCAAGCUACUCUGCUUUGGUUGACCCUCCAGUCUGCUGGAGGUCACCUGAAGGAGAAGAAGAAGAUGCUACUGGUGAGUGACCCUAGCCCCUACCAUGGGACCAGAAGGCCAGCAAUGAAGUUGGGGCCUAAUCAGUGGCAAGUGCAGACAGGAGGGACAUGGGGAUUGUCCGAACCAACCCAAGAGAGGGAAGGGAUCAGACAAGACCAAGCCAUGGCAACUUCCCAUGACUACAGAUGAUAUGUGAUGGGGCCAUGGGGCUCCCCAGUUGGCUCCAGGCAACCAGUCCUCAGCUUCCCAGAAGGGCCCUGGGUAACCUUAGCAGUGGGAGGAGAGCAUGUUGAAUUUUCGCUCUAUACUGGGGCCACACUCCUGGUGUUAAACACCCAACAAAGGAACCCUUUCAAAAAAGAAAGUGUGAUAUAAAAGGAGUAUCAGUAGAGGAGAGACCAGAAGGUUUCUGGAGCCCUUGACCUGUGAAAUAGGAUCCAAAACAUUAGGACGUGCUUUUCUAUAUCUGCCAGAAUGCCCUGUUCCUCUCCUCGGAGGGACACAUUAUCAAAACUAGGGGCCUCAAUAAACUCGGAACAAGUCAAAAUAGAAAUCCAAGUUCCCAAAAAUCGGGAGGUCGAGCUCAUGGCCUCGUUAGAAAACGCACCAGUACCUGAAAAGGAAGAAAUUCCCCAAACAUUCUAAGCUGAGUCAACUCAGAGGUAUGGACACAAGGACAAAUGGGACAGGCAGCUGGUGCCAUACCUGUAGGGGUGGACUAAAAGUAGAUAGACCACUGGCCUCUCACAUAACAAUGCCCCCUAACGUCAGAAGCCAUAUAAUUCCUAUAAUUGAGAAACUUCUAAAACAAGGAAUAAUCGGGCCAUGUAGCUACCCAUGUAACACUCACAUUUUACCCAUUAAAAAGCCAGGAAAAGGGAAGUACAGAUUUGUUCAAGACCUUAGGGCUGUCAACAAAACAGUCCAAGACCCACAUCCUGUAGGACCUAAUCCUUAUACCUGCUGGCUAAUCUCCCUGGGACAGCAUGUUUCAUACAGCGCUAGAUUUAAAAGAUGCUUUAUUUUAUGUCCCAUUGGACCCUGAGUCCAAAGAGAUUUUUGCCUUUGAAUGGGAGGACCCAGACUCCCACCAGAAUCAACAAUACUGCUGGGCUGUCUUAGCCCAAGGAUUUAAAAAUUCCUUUACAAUUUUUGAGGAAAUCCUGGGCCAAGAUUUAAGGGAAUUAAAAUUAAAACAAAGCACUGUCUUACAGUAUGUGGAUGGCAUCCUAGCAGCUAGUCCUUCUAAGAAAAUCUCUGAUGAGAACACGGUGAUCAUUUUGAACUUCUUAGCCAGUAAGGGAUAUCAAGUGUCUAAGGGAAAAACUCUGGUAUCUCAAGAGACUGUAAAGUAUUUGGGGUUUAUUAUUUUGAAGGGGCAGUACCACCUUCCUCAGAGAGGCAAAUGGUAAUAUAUCAACUUCUCUACCAAGAACAUGUAGUCCCCUAUAAGAAUUCGUGAGAUGGCUGGGUUCUGCCACACAUGGAUCCCUAAUUUGGGGUUGAUUGCUAAGCCUCUCUAUGACAAAUUACAGGGGCCAGAAACGGACCCCUCUGAAUGGGAUGAGCUAUGUGACCAAGCUUUCAAUAAGCUUAGAAACUUACUAAUAGAAGCACCUGCACUGGUCUUUCCAGACCUGAGCAAACCAUCUGACUUGUACCUUCAUGAAAGACAAGGGAUAACUCUGGGAGGAUUAGCACAAACAUUGGGACCCUUAAAGAGAGUGAUAGCCUGUUUCUCAAAGCAGCUAGAGACCGUGGCAAAAAGACAGCCUCCAUGCCUGAGAGCUGUGACUGCCACCUCUCUGUUAGUCAGGGAUAUGAACAACUUAGAGCCAUGCUGGUGACCCACAGAAUUACCUUAGACCAGCGGGAAAAAUUCUACUCCUCUACCAGCCCCUAUGACAACGCCCAUGCUCAGGAGGAAGUAAUUACAGAAUACGGACCUUUGACCCAUGCCCUCAAGAGUGAGGAGCAGGGUAAAAGUAGAGGAGGGAUUCUGUCACCAGCCACGGACUCGAACCCGCUUUUCUUGUCCUGCCUAAACUCUAAUCUUUUGUGUUUGACCUGAUUCUUUUGUCAUCUUGAAAGUUACAGACAUUCUUCUCUCCAAGAACUUUGGGGUCUUGAGCAUAUGUGGUUUCAGCUAUGCACGAGGAAGAAGCUCUAAAUGACAACCACCCUGGACCCAACCACUUUGAACUGGACCAGACCGGCGGAGACCGCAAGCACAGGAAUUCCACCUAUGCCAAGAGGCGAAGAGUUGUACUAAAGUAUCUGGAAAGGAAUUAUGGUACAGUUCGGGAUUUUUGUCAAAAACACAAAACCACCCUUCGGUACAUCCUCUGGGGCACCUUAUUAGCUGGUUACCUGGCUAUGGUGAUCGCCGCGUGUGGGCUCAACUUUCACCGAGCCCUUCCUCUCUUCGUGAUCACUGUGGCUGCCAUCUUCUUUGUGGUCUGGGAUCACUUUAUGGCCAAAUAUGAUCAUCGAAUUGAAGAGCUCCUGUCUCCUGGCAGAAGGUUUCUGGACAGCCAUUGGUUCUGGCUGAAGUGGGUGAUUUGGAGCUCUCUGAUCCUGGGAGUUGUUUUCUGGCUGAUCUUUGACACCGCCAAAUUGGGGAAAUGGCAGCUGGUGUCCUUCGGUGGACUCAUAGUGUACGUUAUCCUGCUAUUUCUAUUUUCCAAGCACCCAACCAAAGUACACUGGAGGCCUGUCUUUUGGGGAAUUGGGUUACAGUUUCUUCUUGGGCUCUUAAUACUAAGGACUGGCCCUGGACUUAGGGCUUCUCAGUGGUUGGGCAAACAAGUUCACACCUUCUUGGAGCACACUGACGCUGGUGCUUCCUUUGUCUUUGGCGAGAACUACACAGACCACUACUUGGCAUUUAAGUUCCUGCCAAUGCUGGUUUUCUUCAGUGCCGUCACGUCCAUGCUAUACUACCUUGGACUGAUGCAGUGGAUCAUUAGAAAGAUUGGAUGGCUCAUGCUGGUUACUAUGGGAUCAUCUCCUGUUGAAUCUGUAGUUGCUGCUGGCAAUAUAUUCGUCGGAUAUACGGAGUCUCCACUGCUGGUCCAACCGUAUAUACAACAUGCCACCAGGUCUGAACUCCAUGCAAUCAUGACUGCUGGGUUCGCUACCAUCGCUGGAAAUGUCUUAGGCCCAUACAUUUCUUUUGGGAUUUCACCUGCCCACUUAUUAACUGCUUCAGUUAUGUCAGCGCCUGCGUCAUUGGCUGUGGCUAAACUCUUUUGGCCUGAGACAGAAACACCUAAAACAACCCUGAAGGAUGCCAUGAAAAUGGAAAUGGGUGAUUCGAGGAAUCUCCUAGAAGCUGCAUCAUAUGGAACAUCGUCAUCCAUCUCCCUGGUGGCAAACAUCGCUGUGAAUAUGAUUGCCUUCCUGGCCCUGUUGUCUUUUGUCAAUGCAGCUCUGUCCUGGUUUGGAAACAUGUUUGACUAUCCACAACUGAGUUUUGAGCUAAUAUGUUCCUACAUCUUCAUGCCGUUUUCCUUCAUGAUGGGCGUAGACUGGCAAGACAGUUUUAUGGUUGCCAAACUCAUAGGUUAUAAGACAUUCUUCACUGAAUUUGUGGCCUAUGAGCGCCUCUCAAAAUUGGUGGAUUUAAGGAAAGAGGCUGGACCCAAAUUUGUGGAUGGUGUGCAGCAAUAUAUGUCGAUUCGUUCUGAGACAAUUGCCACUUACGCUCUCUGUGGCUUUGGCAGUGUCAGUUCCCUAGGAUUAGCAAUCAGCACUCUCACAUCCAUGGCUCCUUCCAGGAAGCGUGACAUCGCCGCAGGGGCAGUGAGAGCUCUGAUUGCAGGGAACAUCGCCUGCUUCAUGACCGCCUGCAUCACAGGCAUCCUCUCCAGCACUCCUGUAGACAUCACCUGCCAUCACAUUUUCGAGAACACCUUUGCCUCUGGCUUAUCUCAAAACACAACUGACGUGGUGUCGUGUUGCCAGAGCCUACUGAGCAGCACUGUUGCCGUGGGUCCCGGGGAGGUCAUCCCAGGAGGGUACCACAGCCUGUCUUCUUUGAAGAACUGCUGUGAAUUGUUGAAGCCAUCAACACUGAACUGCACUUGGAUCCCUGACGAACUCUGAGCUCAGCUACUUCUCCAACAGAACUCUAAGUACAGAUACUGAACUUUCUGCUUCUGGGAGAAAAAUAAAUGCUAUUGUCCACAGAUUGGUACUUCCAUCAUGGAGUCAGCUUUAACUGGAAAGAAGAAACACAGGAGUGCACCCUUCAGAUCUAGAGCAUCUUCCUCCCCUCCUCAGCCCUGUCCCCGCUUGAGAACUACUAUAGUGUCCCAAAGUGAGGUGUUGUCUCCAGUCCCGCAAGUGUCUUCUGACCUUAGAAUUUCAGGACAUUUAACCAGAAUGCAGGUACAAAUGACAGCUGACAACAACUGGGCUGUGACUCUGCCAUACUCAGUGUGAGUCUCUGAGUAAUCCAGAGUGACCCACUUUAAGAACAUCUCAGGUGAGGUCUCUGCUUUCACCCUGGCUGAGCUGAAAUAGCCUUAACGUUAAUCUCAGGUGGAGGAGGACCAGUCACAUAUCACCCACUCAUCACCUGCCCUGAGGAAGUCCCACAGAAAUCAGGAGUCCUUCAGGAGAGCGCCUAGACCAUUCCAAAGCUAGGUUUUAAAUGCCGUUUGCUUAGGUUAUACCAGUCACCUUAAGCUGAACUAUGCUGCAGUAACAAAUGAUUCAAAAAUCUUGGUGGUUUACAAGUUUAUUUUUUAUUCAUAGUAUGUGUUUAUUGAAGCCUAAUUUUGGCCAUAUUCCAUGUUGUCUUCAUUUCCAAGACCCAGGCUAAAGGAGCAGCCCCUAUGUGGGGCAUGUUGGUCUUAUGGGAGAGGGAAAAGAAAAAUGAGGACCACCUUAUGGUUCUUAAAACUUCUGCUAGGAAGUGACACCCUUCACUUCCACUACAUUACAUUACCCAAGGAUAGUCAUGUGACAAGCGUGAGUCAACGUCCACAGAUGAUUUAUGCUGUCGUGGGGAGGGAUAGAGAAUAUUUUGAAGAAAUAAUAUGACAUUCCACAUGCGUACAUAAUAUCCAUGUCUGCCUUUGAGAAGUCAACCUGGUAUACAGCAUAACUGUAAGCCUAUUCAUGCGGGAAUUUGGUUACGUUCCUGGUGACAAGACUGGAAAAUGGUGCUACUCGUUAGUCAAGAAGCCAUGUAAGGACCACUUGAAGAAGAAAACUUUCCAUUGCUACCUCCAGAAGAGCAUCAGCAUCAACUUGCUUAAUGGGUAUCAAAGAAGAACCUUAACGGGUUAUGAGACUUAGUGUGUUUUGGAAGAAAGUUCCAGAAACAAUGGUGGGAUGCCCUUUAAUGCUCAUCAUCAAUGCCCUUAAAAGCAUAAAGAGCAUAUUUUGUGAGAAAACACAUACAGUAAUGACUGGGUUAAAAGGUGAUUCACACAAAAGAAUGCAUGUGAGAAAGGUUUUGGAAACUCUUAAGUAAUUUAUUUAUAUUUUUCACUUUUGUUCAUGCACAACAGUAAUUUUUUUAAAUCCAUGUGUAAAUAGUUGAUUUCUGUUUUGUGAUGGUGGUGGUGGUAGUGAAGGAGGAAGCUAAGGCCCAAAGAUUUAGCUAAAUCUCGGAAGUACAUUGUACUAGGAUAUUUCUACUUAUUGAUCAUUUGUAUCAAAGUUUUCUUGGAACUCAAUGUGUUCUUUCAGUAUUUAGACUUUGUUUUAGGAAAAUAUAUUUACCUGUCUUUCCCUCUGUUCUCAGUGCUCUGGCGUCAGCCUUCAUUAAAGCCUGUGGCAGAGUGUGUCAGGGAUGCCAGUUAUUCACAUAUUGGAUCUCCUUUGUCUUUUAUCAUUGUUAUUUUUCUAACUCUUUUUUUCUCAUUUUAACUCUUUGCUUUUUUCUACUCUGUUUUAUUCCUAAAACUCUCUUUCUGAGAAAAUCUCUUUGCUGUUUCUAGUGGGCCUCUCUGGCCAAUUAAUUUUCAAAUUCUGUCUGUUGCCAUUACUGUUCCUUGGAUGUUUGUAGCUCUGCUCUGAGCUCUUUGUUUCUUUUUUUUUCCCAAGGAAAACUUAAUUACUGCCCCCCCCUUUUUUUUUUUACUAUUUUCUUCUUUUUCAUCAAAAAGUAAUGUCCCUUUUUAAUAAAAAGUAACAAUGUUUUACACACACACCUUUCUCCCUACCCUGUUCACCUCAGUUCUUUCUAGUACCACACACCCCUAGAUUAUUAUUAUUAAUUAGCAGGUGCAUCUUUCUCCAAACUUAUGUAAGAAUAUGAGGAAUUUGUUGUUUCUACACAAAUAGAAUGAGCCUCUUUAUGUACCACCUUCAACUUUUUUUCACUUGGCAUUACACUUUGGAAUUCCUAUAAGUCGUUAUAUAUAGUUCUAGCUCUAUCCUUCCCUUCCUCCUAGAGAGUGUGUGUGUGUGUGUGUGUGUGCGCGUGUGCAAUUCUACAUAAAUGAGACAAUAUACAAGCUGGGGAUGGAGGGAGAUAGACAUUUUAUUGUCCUUCUACUUGCUUCCCUCUUCCUCUCUCCUGCCUCUGGCCCACCACACAGGUAACCCAGGUUAAAUAACUUGAUGUUUUUUAAAGUCAUUGCACUUUUUUUCUUUACUUUUUGGUGUUCAGGUGGUAUUUUACACACAUGUCGAUCUAUUGUGGAUUGGGAUGGUAGUUUUACAAUACAGAUCUACCCCAAUUCACAAUGGUGUUACAUCCUGAUAAACCCCUUGUAAGUUUCAAAUAUCAUGUCAAAAAUGCAUUUAAUGCUCCUAACCUACAGAACAUUAUAACAGCCUAGCCUACCUUAAACAUGCUCAGAACAAUUACGUUAGCCUACAGUUAGGAAAAAUCACCUAGCACAAGGCCUAUUUUAUAAUAAAGUAUUGAAUAUCUCGUGUAA
This is a messenger RNA of Equus caballus (horse), 15147 nucleotides long. RefSeq names its product solute carrier family 28 member 3. Gene Ontology annotation, cellular component: plasma membrane. The record is from RefSeq and is a predicted model, not a curated record. Gene Ontology annotation, molecular function: purine-specific nucleoside:sodium symporter activity; pyrimidine- and adenosine-specific:sodium symporter activity. Gene Ontology annotation, biological process: purine nucleoside transmembrane transport; pyrimidine nucleoside transport. NCBI's taxonomy places the organism in Eukaryota, Metazoa, Chordata, Mammalia, Perissodactyla, Equidae.